CCAUACAGCAGGAUAUGAAAAUGAGAACCAUAGUGCUCCCAUGUUAUACAGCUGUGGGGCCCAAUACAGAAUACACACCCAUGGAGUUUUUAGAGGCAUACAAGAUGUCCGGCGGGUGCCAGGAGUAGCUCCAACUAUUGUCCGAUCAGCAAGUGAGACAAAUGAAAAACGUCCCUUCAUGUGUGCGUACCCUGGCUGUAACAAGCGAUACUUUAAGUUGUCCCAUUUACAGAUGCACAGCAGAAAGCACACUGGUGAAAAACCUUAUCAGUGUGAUUUUAAGGACUGUGAACGAAGAUUCUCUCGUUCAGACCAACUCAAACGGCACCAAAGACGACACACAGGUGUGAAGCCCUUUCAGUGUAAAACCUGCCAGAGAAAGUUCUCCAGAUCUGAUCAUCUGAAGACUCAUACCAGGACUCAUACAGGUGAAAAGCCUUUCAGUUGCCGGUGGCCCAGCUGUCAAAAAAAAUUUGCCAGGUCUGAUGAAUUAGUUCGUCAUCACAACAUGCACCAGAGGAACAUGACUAAACUGCAGUUGGCCCUUUAG
Molecule: messenger RNA, 550 nt
Organism: Tauraco erythrolophus (red-crested turaco)
Lineage: Eukaryota; Metazoa; Chordata; Aves; Musophagiformes; Musophagidae
Source: RefSeq, a predicted model, not a curated record